AAAAUCAGAAGAGGUGAACCUUGUAUAAAAGCGAUAAUAGUUUAACAAAGUUAUAAUGCUAAUAAUUCGUGAAUGCAACCACCACUAAAUAAAAAGGAAAUAUGGGAUUUUUAGAUAGAACUAGACCUCAACGGCAACAGAAUGGACAUCAUAGGAAAGGCAUCAAACACAGAGAAUAUUCGUCAUGCAUUACUAGAAAACAAUCGUUUAACUGUUCCCAGAUUCCAACUGGACAAAGUAUUACUAACUUAGCGGAAGCAGGAUUUUUUUAUGCAGGCCAUAAAGACUACGUAAGAUGCUUUACUUGUGGAGUUUUGAUAAAGAACUGGCAACAGGGACAAAACCCUUUAACAGAACAUAGUCUCAAAUCACCUAGCUGUAGCUUCCUUCAACAACCAAGAAGUCAUAACCAUCAUGAUGAAAGAUCAAAUGAUCCUAUUUCAAACGAGACGGUAGAUAGACUGGCAGCUGAUAUCCAGUUAGUUCUUAAUCUAGGAUAUGACAUGGAUUCAAUCCAAAGAGCAUACCAAUUAUGUCACGAAACAAACAGUGGAUUAAGAACUGUUGAUAUUAACCAACUCACAAAUAGACUUCUUGACUUGACAGUUGUUGAAAAUCAGACAGCAGAAGAAACAACACAACAAAGACAAGAUAUCCAUCUGGGUGACCAGUCUCAGGAAGAAAGAACUCCCAGCUACAUUCAGCGUAUUGAACAAGAAGUUCACCAACUUAGAGAAACUUUGAUGUGUAAGAUUUGUAUGGAUAACUCCGCGAAUGUUGUGAUUAUGCCAUGUGGACAUUUCUCAUCAUGUUUGCAGUGUUCUUCCGCACUGACAAAUUGUCCUCAAUGUAGAGUCGGUAUUACAUCCAGAAUUAAAGUUUUCCUCUGAACACAUAUCCGAGGUGAACUAAAUCUACGAAAUGAACUUAAACGUACAUUUGAAACCUAUGGCCCCAAGCAGUGGUUCACUCAGUAGGCAGCUACACGAAGAUAAUUUACAGUGUUGUGAUAUUUUCCAUAAAUAUGGAAACAUUUAUUUGUUGAACCUUAAUUUACACGUGAUGUACCCACAAUGACAAAUAUAAUAUUGCUUUAGCAAAAUUUUUUUUUUUUUUAUAAAACUAAAAACUAUUACAUGCUUUAUUGAAAUAAUAUAUCAACAAGUUAUCAUCUAGUUAUUUUUUUUUUAUGUAAAAAAGGAUGUAGAGUACAGGUCAAUGAGAUAUCAACCGAAAAUAAUCAAGGAAUUAUAUAAUGACACUCAAUAAUCUAGGAUAAUAGUAGUAUAAUUUAAUCGUUUUUUUUUAACAAUCAACCAGUGUACGCACCUCAUCAUGAAACCCUAAUGGAAACAAACUAAGAACGUAGAAAUGUACAGAAAUUACAAAAAAUGAUUACAAAUUAAAUUAUUUUUUAUUGAUAAAUGUAGACAUCUAUACAUCUAAUUAUAUAAAGAUAAGAUUAAGUAAUAUUAAUUUAAGUAUUGAACAGGGUAUACAUCGUAAAUUACCCCUUGAAAAAAGAGUAGGUCUCUUCUGUAAAAAAGGUUUAAAAUAUCAAAUUUUAAGAGUAUGACAUAAAUAAAGUUAUUGUUAAGGCGGUAAAUGAUUUAUAUGUACUUAUAUAAAAAUAAGGAGAUGUUGUAUGAUUGCCAAUGAGACAACUAUCCACCAAAGUUCAAAUGAAGUGGAUGUAACUAAGUAUGUUAUACACAUUUGUGAUUAUUUUUAUUACAUGUAUAACUGUUUUAUUAUAUUUUAUAAUAAUCUCAUUUAGAAUAUUAUACUUUUACUUUCAAAUUUGCAAAAGUAUCACCUUCUCAAAAAUAUAUAAAUAUAUGAUAUACUUAUAUACUAUGAAUGUUUUUUAACUUUGAAUUUUGUAUGUUUAUCUAUAUUGUCAUUUGUAUGUCAUUUAUGGCUUGGUAACAAUCCAAUAUUUGUAUUUUAUACCAAUAGAUAAUUUGAUUUGAUUUGAUUUGAUUUGCAACAACUCUGUCAUGGUCUCUAUUUUCAUAAAAAGGAUCAUCAACUAUAUUAGCCAUAAUAUUUCGUUCUACUUUUUCUCAUAUGUUCUCAAAACCGGAAUUUUCAAAUUGUUUGUGAUUGAUUCAGUUUGAUUUGAAAUAAAAUCUAUUUUUUUGGAUUUAAUAACCCGAAUUUGUCUUCAUUCAUUUCAUGUAUCAUCUUUGGUUGUUUUUUCUGCUUUGUUGGAAAUUUCACACUCCAUCCAACACUGCAUUUAUUGAUGUUUUUAAGCUUUAUUUUAAAGAGGAAAUACUUUGUACCGAGAAGUCUAUAUCUUGAAGCCUCUAAAAUUGUCACAGGGCUAAGAGAAACACUGUCCAUCCCUAUGUCGUCCUUCCAAUGAUUUUACUAUCCAGGAAAUUGACCAUGACUUCAAGUCAUAAAAUGUUUUAAAAAUAACACAAUAUCAAUGUAUUCAUUACAUAUUUGUACAAGAAACUAGUGUUGUCUUACUCAUGUACUGUUGCAUCGAGUUCAAGAACUGUUAAUAGUGAAUAUAUGAAAAUCGUAAUUCAUCUUCUCUUCAUAAUAGGUACAUACAAAUGUUGAAAAACCUACCAAACUUAUUCGAGAACCAUUAGUUCCGGAUAUACUGAGAGUGGGAAUUAUAUGCUUCCCAGAUUUCUUAUGUUCAAAAUUAUAAAUAUUACCUUCUCCUACAUCAAAUAUAAAAUCACAGAAGUACUUUGUAUUCAACUUGAACAUAUGAAAUGUAUUUUCAGAAAUAAUCCUUUUUAUACUUUACUGUUAAGUUAUGUAGGGAGUAAAACAGUCAUGAUGGUUCGACGGGAAAAAUCACGUUAAGUUUGAAGUGAAGCGGUUAUCUAUUUGGCGUUAGUGAAAUUUUGAUUUGAGAUUAUUUUUUAUAGUUAUAAGUAGUAAGAUAUCACGUAACUUUAAAGAUUUCUUCUAAUUGGGCUAUUUUUUUUUAUCCUUGUACAAAAAUAAUCACUGGACAAUGACCGAUAUCUGCUCCGUUCACCGGCCGCUUUGUAGCUAUUAAACUGCUGUUUGCUGUAUUUGUUGGCUGGUGGUUAUCAAUUUUUUUCUAGUUCAGUGGGAAUAUUUCAUACAUGUUUAGGACGAUGUUUGAAAUUGUGUGAUUAGUUAUUGUGUAAAGAAAAUACGCAAUAAUCCCUUUCUACAGUGACUAAUAUAUAUAGUCACAUCAGCCUCAAAGACAAAUGUGACGAUUUGAAUUUUAAAAAAAUGAAAUAUCAAAAUUUAAACCGACAUAUGCUUACAUAUAUGUGUAUGUCUCAUCUUAUUCGAUGUGUCACUAUUAAGUCUUUUAUAUUCACCAUAACGGAUAAUAGUUCGGCAAUAUUAAUAAAAUAAGGAAUUGCAAGGGAUAGUCUCAAAAUAUUUCAACGACAUAAAUACAAAGUGAUUGCCUUUGCGUGCUAGUGCCACAACUUUUUGUAUAGAAUUACAUACGGAGACCAUCACUUGUUGUUAUUUUUGUCUUUGAAAUAUGUCGAGAUGUUCACUGACAUUUCCUUUCUAUGUAUACUUCUAACAGCAUAUGCAAUUGUUUAGGCCUGUUAACGUCCUUUCUUUGGCAGACAAGAUGACUAUUCAAAACAAUUGUGUUUGCUUAUUUAAUGUUUGUUAUCGUCCUUCCAAUUAUUAGACAGUGCAUAGUUAUUUUUUUGUUUAUGAUUUUUUGUGUUAUUGUGUUAUUUGCGUUUGUAAUUUUGUGAUCUCGAUAUAUUUUCCCUUUUGCUAACGUGUAGUAAACUAUAUUUCUUUUAUAGAAACAUUUUAGUACUGUUUUUUUUUUUACUUUUCUGUUGUGAUAUAUCCAAAUUCAAUUUUAAUUCAAUGAUUUCAUUGUUUAAAUCAUAUAUACUUAUAUACGAAGGGGUUGAAAAAAAGACACAUCUUAUUUACUAGUAUAUUUGCAAAUAAAAGAUGUAUAGAAUAAUGA
Messenger RNA from Mytilus californianus (California mussel), 3958 nucleotides. RefSeq names its product baculoviral IAP repeat-containing protein 7-like. The record is from RefSeq and is a predicted model, not a curated record. Lineage: Eukaryota; Metazoa; Mollusca; Bivalvia; Mytilida; Mytilidae. Bases 102 to 890 code for a protein of 262 amino acids. Gene Ontology annotation, biological process: regulation of cell cycle. Gene Ontology annotation, cellular component: spindle microtubule; cytoplasm; nucleus. The transcript is spliced from 5 exons.